Molecule: messenger RNA, 1860 nt
Organism: Adineta ricciae
Lineage: Eukaryota; Metazoa; Rotifera; Eurotatoria; Adinetida; Adinetidae
Source: the annotation of a GenBank genome assembly
AUGUGGAAUUUACAACUUUUAUUCGUUUUCUCAUCAAUUUUUCUUCUUACAAAUGCAUUGUCCAUUGAAAGAAAUUCGUAUUCAUUCGAUGAAGAUAAUCUUAUUCAUCAACGUUUUCGGCGACAACAGGGCGUAACGACAACAACAACGACGGAAGCGUUGAAUUGCAUGUGUCCUUGUGUUUGUACUACAACUUCAACGACAACGACAAGUUCAACAUCAUCGUCGACAUCAUCAACAUCGACAUCAACUUCAUCGACAUCAACUUCAUCGACAUCAUCGACAUCAUCGACAUCGUCGACGUCGACAACGACAUCAUCAACAUCAACAUCGACUUCAUCGACUUCCACAUCCUCAUCUACAUCUUCAACAUCAACUACAUCAACAUCAACUACAUCAACUUCAACUACAUCCACUUCCACUUCAACAUCAUCAACUUCAACUUCAACUUCAUCAUCAACUUCAACAUCAACUUCAUCAUCAACAUCGACAUCAACUUCCUCUUCUUCAACAUCAUCAACAUCAACCUCAACAUCUUCAACAUCGACAACAUCAACAUCAACUUCUUCUACAUCCACAUCGACUUCAACAUCAUCAACAUCAUCAACUUCAUCAAGUUCAACAACAACUUCAACAUCGACUUCAUCAUCAUCGACAUCCACGUCAACUUCUUCUACUUCCACAACAUCAACAUCAACAUCAACAUCGACAUCAUCAACUUCGACAUCAACAUCAACUUCGACUAGUUCAACAUCAACUAGUUCUUCAUCAACAACAACAACAACUACUGAAACAACAUCAACUUCAUCAACUUCAUCAACAUCAACAACAAGUUCAACAUCAACCACAUCAACAUCAACAUCAACUUCAACUUCAUCAACUUCAACAUCGACAACAUCAUCGACUUCGUCGACAUCAUCAACUUCAUCUACAUCAACGUCCACAUCAACUUCAUCAUCAUCAACUUCUACAACAUCAACUUCAACAUCCACAUCGACAUCCUCGACUUCAACAUCGACAACAACUGAUACAACGUCAACCUCAUCUACAUCAUCAACAACUUCGACUUCAUCUUCAUCAACAUCAUCCACAUCGACUUCCACAACAUCAACUUCCACAACAUCAACUUCCACAAGUACUUCAUCGACAUCAUCAACAACAGCAACUGAUACAUCAACAACAUCAACUAGUACUAUUUCAUCGUCUUCCACAUCCACAACUAGUACGACAUCAACAUCAUCAACAAGUUCAACAACAUCAACAUCAACUUCAACUACAUCAACAUCAACAUCGACUUCAACAACAUCGACAUCAACAACAAGUACAACAACUGCAACGACAACAACAACUGAUACAACGUCAACAUCAUCUACAUCGACUACUUCAACAUCAUCAUCGACAUCAACAACUUCAACAUCAACUUCAUCUUCAACUUCUUCUACAUCAACAUCAACAUCAUCCACAUCGUCUACAUCGACAUCAUCAGCAACAACUUCAACUUCUUCUACAACUUCAACUUCUACAGUUUCAACUUCAACAACAUCAAGUUCAUCAUCAACAAGUUCAACUUCAUCAACUUCGUCAUCUACAUCAACAACAGCAACAAGCACAAGUUCUACUUCAACUUCGUCAACAUCGACAUCAUCGUCAUCAACAUCAAGUUCAUCAACAUCAUCAUCAUCGACAUCAUCAACAUCAACAUCAACAUCAACAUCGUCAACUUCAACUUCAACUUCAACAUCAACAACAACAACAGGAACAACAUCAACAUCAAGUUCAACUUCAUCAACAUCAAGUUCAUCAACAUCAUCAUCUACAUCAUCAACUNAGAAUUGUUGUUUUUGUCAUUACUCGCCAUAA